AUGGCUCAGGAGAGAGCAGCAGUGAUAGCCAGCUCCACAGGUGAUCCAGAGACAGGAAAAGACAUAGAAGAUGUGACAAGAGGACUGGAGGAACUCUGUGAAAGCCCUAAGCAGAGCAGUGAGGAGGCACUGCUGCUUUCACACCUUGAACAGCAGCAUCAAUUUACCUCUAUGCUCAAGAAGAGAGUGGACAAUGCACACAAACACUGGAGGGGCCUGGAGCAGCUCAACAUGGAGCUGGAGAAACUGAGAGUAGAGGAUGCUGUGCAAAUUAAAACCCAAAGCCUGCAGAUUCAGUAUUUGUAAGGGCGCUUCAUAGAUCUGGCCAAUAAUCAUGAAAAAAUGAUCCAGUUCAAAAAUGAACACAGGAAACAGCCCAUACUGCUGUGGGAGGAGAACAAGCGCCUGUGGCAGGAGGAAGCACUCUUCAGCCAAGCUGUGAGGGAGAAGGAAGCUGAAAUGCUCCAGCUGACUGCCCAGGCCAGGAAGCUCUCGCAGCAGUUACACCCCUUGCAUAAGAAAUAUGCUUAUGAGAGACAACGAUCCCAGGAGCAAGAGAAGCUGCUGGAGGCUCAGAGACAGCAAACUAUGGAUUCACUGAAGAAGCAGCUGCAAUUCCUGCAGAAGAACCACCAACAAACUGCUGCAAGGGCAGAGCAGGCAGAAAGUCAGCAGAGGGCUCAGGGCAGUGAGCUGCAGGCCAAGCUGGAGAGGGCACAUGAAGAGAAAGAGUAACUACUGAACCCGGUCAUGGAGGGCAAGGCUCUGCAAGAUAAGGAACAGGAGAUUCAGCAGCUGGAGGAGAAGCUGGAGACUCUGGAAGAAGCCAUGCAGAGAGCAGGAAGGUGCCUCAAGAAAGAGGCAGCACCAGUAGACAAAGAUCUGAAGGUUCAAGAGCUCCAAGGACAGCUAGAGCAYAGCAAGCUGGCAUGCAAUGAGCUUUUGCUCCGGUUCAAUGCUUACAGGAAGCACAGUAUGGAUUUGCUGACUGAAGAGAGAGCUCUGAAUUUCAGACUCUGUUGCCUAACUGCAGUUUCUUCUCUGUUCUCCUCUCAAAAGGUGCCUCUAUGGUAA
Malurus melanocephalus (red-backed fairy wren) is the source of this 1074-nucleotide messenger RNA. RefSeq names its product coiled-coil domain containing 89 (gene CCDC89). Lineage: Eukaryota; Metazoa; Chordata; Aves; Passeriformes; Maluridae. The record is from RefSeq and is a predicted model, not a curated record.